AUGAGUGUUGACCCAGCGACGUUUGAGAUCCAGAGCCUGUACUACCAGAAUGCGUAUGCAGGCUGCAUUGCGCUCGCGCGCAGGAGUGCUCCGAGCGGCAUCGUGGACGAUGUGAGCCUCUUGCAGCUGGCGUACGCUGCGCGCGCCGCGGUUGCGCUGCGCGACUUUGCACAGGCCCGCCAGCUGAUCGGCGACCAAGCCGAGUCGCCGCUCGCCAUGUCGGUGCUCCUCCUUGCCGACUACAUGGAGGCGUCACAGGGUGGUGAUACGGUGGAUGCGCAGAGCGUGCUCGACCAGCUCCAGUCGCUGCUGGACCUGGCCGAGCCCGGGGAGCUGGCCAGCGAGAUGAUCCGCUACAAUGUGGGCCUUGCGCUCUUUACAAGCGGCAACGCAGAGCUCGCGCUGGAGACGCUUGGCGUGACCGGUGCGGGUGGCAGCCGCGAGCUCGAGUGUGUCGCGCUCGGUGUGCAUAUCCUGCUGGCCAUCCACCGUGUGGAUUUGGCCGAGAAAGAGUACAUGGCGGUGCGGCAAUGGGGCGACGAUUCGCUCCUGGUCCAGUUUAUGGAGGCGUGGAUCGGCCUUGUGCGUGGCGGCCGUGCGACGCAGCAGGCCUACUAUGUCUAUGACGAGUUGAGCCAGAGCUCGACUGUGGCCAACACGGCGAACAUGGUGCCGUCGCUCGUCGGCAAGGCCGUUGCGAACGCUGCGCUGGGUGACAGCCGCGGCGCGCGUGCCGUUGCGGACGAGGCCGCGGCGUUUGAUCCUGCGGACGCGGCCGUGGCCAGCGACCAGGCCGUCUUUACGGCGCUUGCGGGCGAUGCGAGUGCCGCGGAGUUUGAUGCCAAGGAAGCCGCUCUCCACACCCAUGCCCCCCAUGCCCCGCUCGCUGUGGACUGGGCCGCGCGGCAGGCGGAGCUCGACCAAGCGAUUGCCUCCUUUGCGUAG
Malassezia japonica is the source of this 945-nucleotide messenger RNA. RefSeq lists its product as uncharacterized. Gene Ontology annotation, cellular component: COPI vesicle coat. Bases 1 to 945 code for a protein of 314 amino acids. Gene Ontology annotation, molecular function: structural molecule activity; protein binding. The transcript is spliced from 2 exons. Lineage: Eukaryota; Fungi; Basidiomycota; Malasseziomycetes; Malasseziales; Malasseziaceae. The record is from RefSeq and is a predicted model, not a curated record. Gene Ontology annotation, biological process: endoplasmic reticulum to Golgi vesicle-mediated transport; retrograde vesicle-mediated transport, Golgi to endoplasmic reticulum; intra-Golgi vesicle-mediated transport.